AUGGUGGAUCCCGGGGGCCGGAUCAUCAGGCGCGCUCCCACGAGGGAGCUCAGCGUCGGCGUGUGGAUCCAGAGUGGGUGGUGCUACCGUGACCGGCUGAAGGGGGUAACGCCGAGGGUGCUCGCUGUCGAGCCGUGGAGUCAGAGACCUUCACCUGUAAUCCAGGUGAGGGGGACUGCGGGAGAGACGAGGGAACGGUCAGCCCGGACGGCGAUGCCGCUCGAAGGGAAGGAGAACCGCCCGCCGGUGACGGCGCUGUGGCGAGCGAGGAGCAAGAAGAGCCAUCUUCCCAUCUGUUACCUGCGUAAACCUCUGAAGGAUAUCACUACCCUGGUUAAUAUAAGCGCUCGCCCUCCUCCCCAACUCCAAUCACAUUUAGCGUUGGGUCGUAUUCCAUCCAUCGCUUCCCACUGCCCGCCUUUUUGAUCCGCUAAUAGGAUUGCUUUCUGGUUAUUUCUGCCCUUUGUGAUCUGAUAUUCAGGCAAUGGGGAAGAGAAGCGUUUCUCUGCGGUCUGCUGCGCGGCACCGUGGAGCCCCCAGGAGUCCUCUCUCUUCUCCGUCUCCGUCUUCAUUCAGUUGAGAAACGGUCAACCGAAAUACCGAUUCUCACGGAUUCAACAGCCUAUUUAUGGGCUGAGGUGGCUGUGAGGUGCAUAUAAAUAGAGGUUUCCUUCUCUUUCAUUGGACGUAACUUAGAGUAACCAUUUUGACCUUUAUUUCAUUAUAGAAAUAGAGUGUUUGGGAGAGAGCUUCUAAAGAAGAUCAUUUGGGUUGGUGAGUACAUCAGAGGGCCAAGAUCAUUUAGAUCCGUUCUCUGCGAUCUUGGAAGGGUCAAAGAUUAGAGAUUUGUUCUUUGGGUUCUUGAGGAGUGAUUCUUUUGUACUAUUUUUCGCAUUUAGUGUAAAUUAAUUCAGAUCAAAAAACUUAUGUGAUAGGGCUCAGGAAGAAUACCCAGAGAGAUCGUCAAUAAGGACGCGCGGUAG
Molecule: messenger RNA, 983 nt
Organism: Spirodela intermedia
Lineage: Eukaryota; Viridiplantae; Streptophyta; Magnoliopsida; Alismatales; Araceae
Source: the annotation of a GenBank genome assembly